This is a messenger RNA of Aspergillus steynii IBT 23096, 468 nucleotides long. RefSeq lists its product as uncharacterized. The transcript has a single exon. The record is from RefSeq and is a predicted model, not a curated record. Bases 1 to 468 code for a protein of 155 amino acids. Lineage: Eukaryota; Fungi; Ascomycota; Eurotiomycetes; Eurotiales; Aspergillaceae.
AUGCCCCUCCACCAUAGCCCAAAAGUGCCCUCCCACUGGACCACCCUCCUCACCUCAACCCCAACUCCAACCACCAGAACCCAAGACCAAGACCAAAACACCCUGAGCAACCUCACCUCCGCAUCCAAAACGCGCCUCCUCCAGCACAUCGCCUCCGACAUCACCACCGCGCUAAUCCAGAUCUCCAAACACCUGGACACCGGGACGCUGAGCUCGCGCCACACGCGUCCCAUCGAGGACAUGAUCGGGGUGAUAACGGGGACGGAGCAAGCGCAUCGACGGGGUCUGGAGCGGAGGGUGCGGCGGAUGGAGGCGCGCGAGAAACGAAGGCUGAAGCGGUGGAGGGGCGAGAGGCGGUGGAUGAGGAAGUGUUUUGCGGGAUUGCUGGGGAAGGCGACGGAGGUGAGUGGGAGGUGGAGGGAGAGGGUGAGGUAUCUGAGGGAUGGGAGGAGGUUGUCUCGCUUUUAG